Molecule: messenger RNA, 1278 nt
Organism: Gossypium arboreum
Lineage: Eukaryota; Viridiplantae; Streptophyta; Magnoliopsida; Malvales; Malvaceae
Product: NAP1-related protein 1-like
Exons: 10
Coding region: 165-926 (253 amino acids)
Biological process (GO): nucleosome assembly
Cellular component (GO): nucleus; chromatin
Molecular function (GO): chromatin binding; histone binding
Source: RefSeq, a predicted model, not a curated record
CCCAAAACCUUUGCAUUUUGUCCUUUCUCACUUUUCCCCGUUGUAGAUAUCCAAGAAAAAAAAUAGGGUUUUAGAGAGAAGAGAAAACAAAGAGAAAGGAGCAAAACCGGGAAACCUGAAUUUUUAGGGAUUUUUUUUAAAAAAUUUGGUGAGAGAAAGAUAAGAUGGUGGCGGACAAAGGAAAGAAGGUGAAAUUAACAGAGAAAGGAGAAGAAGAGAACUCUGAACAAAUCGAUAAAGACCUCGUCCUUUCCAUUGAAAAGCUUCAAGAGAUCCAAGAUGAGCUUGAGAAGAUUAAUGAGGAGGCGAGUGAGGAAGUCUUGGAAGUGGAGCAGAAGUACAAUGAGGUACGCAGACCAGUCUAUGAUAAACGGAAAGACAUCAUUAAAAAGAUCCCUGAUUUCUGGUUAACAGCUUUCUUGAGUCAUCCUGCUCUUGGUGAUCUUUUGACUGAAGAGGAUCAGAAGAUAUUCAAGCAUAUUACUUCACUUGAAGUGGAGGAUUUUAAAGAUCUGAAAUCCGGGUACUCUAUUACAUUUAACUUCAAUCCCAAUCCGUAUUUUGAAGAUUCAAAGCUUACAAAGACCUUUACCUUCCAUGAUGAAGGAACUAAAAUUACUGCCACACAAAUCAAGUGGAAAGAAGGCAUGGGCUUGCCAAAUGGAGUUAAUCAUGAGAAGAAAGGAAACAAGCGGCAACUUGCAGAAGAAAGUUUCUUUACCUGGUUUACUGAUGCUCAUCAGAAAGAUGACAUGGAUGAAAUUCAUGAUGAAGUAGCAGAGAUUAUCAAGGAGGAUUUGUGGCCCAACCCACUCACUUAUUUCAACAAUGAAGCUGAUGAAGAGGAUUUUGAUGGUGAUGAAGAGGGAAAAGAUGAUGACGAGGAUGAUGAUGAUGAUGAAGACGAUGACGAUGACGAUAACUAAAUUCGCUGCUGGCCUUUUAAUCAUACUUGUUGCUUACCUUGCUUUAAGUAAGAACUUAGUGUAAAGUUGUCUCCUAGAUGCUGUUGUUACGGGGAGGAUAACCAAAUUCAAGAUAGCUUUCUUUGCUUUAUAAGCAGCUGGCAUUGACUCAUUUAUCCUUGCCCGUAUCAUUUACCUUUUUUCAGGUUUUCCUCCCUGCGGGUGUCAAGAAAUUUUCUGCAUAAUAUUGGAGUUCUGGUCUUCAUCUAUAGUUUUGUUUAAUUAGCGUGUAAAAUGCAGAAUAGAUUAUUUUUGUUGCUAUUUAGCUGACAUAUGAAUUUAUCAAUGAUUAAUUUGUGAUAUAUUGGUAAAA